Gavia stellata (red-throated loon) is the source of this 1952-nucleotide messenger RNA. It is a transcript of the gene KANSL2, whose product is annotated as KAT8 regulatory NSL complex subunit 2. The record is from RefSeq and is a predicted model, not a curated record. Gene Ontology annotation, cellular component: NSL complex. Bases 49 to 1671 code for a protein of 540 amino acids. The transcript has 10 exons. NCBI's taxonomy places the organism in Eukaryota, Metazoa, Chordata, Aves, Gaviiformes, Gaviidae.
ACCGUGCCGGCAGGCAGCAGCACUUCUUGCGCCUGCACCUUGCCAUGGAUGUUGCUGCUUAGUAGUUCAGGUGUUGGCAUGAACAGAAUUCGGAUCCAUGUUUUGCCGUCAAGCCGAGGACGCCUUACUCCUGUGCCGCGGCCACAGGAGCCUCUGUCGUGUGCCUUCACCCACCGCCAGUGCUCCCAGCCGCGGCUGGAGGGGCAGGAGUUUUGUAUUAAGCACAUUCUUGAAGACAGGAGUGCACCUUUCAAGCAGUGCAGCUAUGUUUCAACAAAGAAUGGAAAGCGGUGUCCCAACGCUGCGCCCAAACCAGAGAAGAAGGAUGGCAUGUCGUUCUGUGCGGAGCAUGCCCGUAGGAACACUCUGGCGCUCCAAGCUCAGAUGAAGAAGUCCAAUCCUGGGCCCGUAAGCGAAACUCUCCUUUGCCAGCUUAGCUCGUAUGCCAAAACAGAGCUGGGCUCCCAGACCGCAGAGAGCAGCCGCAGCGAAGCCAGUCGGAUCCUAGAUGAGGACAGCUGGAGCGAUGGUGAGCAGGACCCUAUCACAGUGGACCAGACGUGGCGAGGGGACCCGGACAGCGAGGCUGACAGCAUCGAUAGCGACCAGGAGGAUCCCUUGAAGCAUGCUGGCGUAUACACAGCUGAGGAGGUGGCUUUGAUCAUGCGAGAGAAGCUGAUCCGCCUGCAGUCUCUCUACAUUGACCAGUUCAAAAGACUCCAGCACCUUCUGAAGGAGAAGAAGCGCCGAUACCUGCACAGCCGCAAGGGAGAGCAUGAAGCCAUAGGCAACAGCCUUCUGACGGGCCCGGAGGGGCUGAUGGCCAAGGAGCGUGAGAACCUGAAGCGCCUGAAGUGCCUGCGGCGCUACCGGCAGCGCUACGGCGUGGAGGCCCUGCUCCACCGGCAGCUGAAGGAGCGCAGGAUGCUGGCGACCGACGGCGCUGCCCAGCAGGCGCACACCACCCGCUCCAGCCAGAGGUGCUUGGCCUUUGUCGACGACAUCCGAUGCUCCAACCAGUCCCUCCCGAUGACCAGGCACUGCCUUAUGCACAUCUGUCAGGACACUAAUCAGACUCUGUUUAAACCGUGUCAAGGCUCCGAGGAAGUGCCCUGCAACAAGCCGGUUCCCGUGAGCCUCUCCGAGGAUCCGUGCUGCCCGCUCCAUCUCCGGUUGCCUCCGCAGAUGUACGUACCCGAGCAGGUGCUGGCUGUCCCUGAGGAGCUGGAAACUGCCCCCACGGACCUGUACUUGAGCGCUGCUGAGCUCCAGCCCACGGAGAGCUUGCCCCUGGAGUUCAGUGAUGACUUGGACGUGGUGGGCGAUGGCAUGCAGUGUCCCCCGUCCCCUCUGCUCUUUGAUCCUUCCGUGGCCCUCGAUCAGUCCCUCAGAGACGUCACCGAGGCCCCUAUAGACAUACUGGCCCUGGAGGAGCCCUCCCACCCAGGCCUCCCUCCGCAGAUGGCACCGAUGGACAGAGGGAGCUCCUCUGCCCACGCCUUCUCCCCGGCCGCCGAGCCUCCGGCCGAGCUGCCUGCGCAGAGUCACCUGCCGCUGGCAGCGUGCCGGCCGGGGCCCAGGGACGACAGGCGGCCGGAGGAAGUCGCCUCCUCCGCCCAGGCCCACAGAGCGGCCGCCAACGGGAGCCUGGAGCCGGCGUCCAUGAGCUGAGACCGACAGCACGUGGCGUCUCUACACUCCCUUGUGAAUCCUCGCUUGCGCCGUGCCGCGGCGGAGCCCGGUGGUGGGACACGUGUGGAAAACCUGCAGGCGCCCGUGUCCUUGCGCAGCACCGGGCCCAGCCCCACCUCUAGCUCCUCUGCCGGCAUCGUUCCUGGGGCGGCAGGGCUCAAACCCCGCAGUGGGGACCCCAGACCCCCCUUCCCUCACCGUGGGGAGCCCUGUGGCGCCCGCCUGCCCAGGGGAGAAGCCACAGGGGGUCUCGGGGCAAG